AGGAGAGUUAAGUUAGCGUUGAGACAAACAUUGGAUAAUUUGGCCUAAAAUCUAGUGAUUAAUUAGAUUAUUGACUAUAUUAUUAGUUUUGGGAUGAAUUUAAUGUUUUUUUAGUGAAAGUCAAAACACUGUUAUACACUGUUGUACUUUAACUGUGGAUAAUAUCAAAUAAUAUCAAAUAGACUGUGUGUUUGUAAAUAUCAAAACUAUCAUAGAGUGAGUAAUACUGUAUUAGUGUUAAUGCUAUUGAAUGUUAUGUUAUGGCAAUAGAGUGUCGACUCGUUUAGUCUCUCAAUAGACAGUCGACUGACUACUACUCGACACCAAAACCGGCAUUUUAUGUCUGACUUUCACAUAGUUUUUGACUCAGAUAUGACUGUUUAUCGCACAAAUGAUUCAUUAAAUUGACGACCAAAUUAAUCACCCGAAAUGGUCACCGAAAGUGAGUCUCAUCUUCAGCAACAACAACAACAACAAACACAAAGCCAUCAGACCGAUGGAAACGCAAGUUUCCUUCGCGCGGCCCGAGCCGGCAAUCUCGACAAAGUGCUUGAAUAUCUUAAGGGCAGUAUUGAUAUCAAUACCAGUAAUGCCAACGGACUCAAUGCUCUUCAUUUAGCAUCAAAGGAGGGACACGUCUCGGUGGUGAAUGAGCUGUUAAAAAGAGGCGCCAACGUUAAUGCCGCCACAAAAAAAGGUAUGAUUGAAUGGGUCUAUAUUUAUUGGUCUUUCAAUUAG
This is a messenger RNA of Oppia nitens, 738 nucleotides long. Its product is annotated as ankyrin-3-like. The record is from RefSeq and is a predicted model, not a curated record. Gene Ontology annotation, biological process: protein localization to T-tubule; regulation of cardiac muscle contraction. The transcript is spliced from 3 exons. The coding region runs from base 430 to 738 and encodes 102 amino acids. Lineage: Eukaryota; Metazoa; Arthropoda; Arachnida; Sarcoptiformes; Oppiidae. Gene Ontology annotation, molecular function: protein binding. Gene Ontology annotation, cellular component: T-tubule.